AUGGCUUCAGCAGCAUUAACCGAGCUAUACACCCUCCUUUCACUAGGGGUGGCUAUCAUUGCCACUCGUAUCAUCGCUCGAUUGGUCAUGGUGGGCAUAAAGGGUCUCAAACUUGACGAUUAUGUGAUGUGCUUGGCUUGUAUAACAUUUGGCGUGGAAGUUCAUCUUGGCACUAAAGUUGGAGAAUAUCAAGGUCUUAGCAAUGCGGGAAUGACCGAUGAGUAUCGAGCAGCAUUGUCGCCUGAUUCGAUCGAGUAUUCGAACCGCGUUAACGGCUCUAAGCUCCAGCUCUCAGGCUGGGCAUGUUAUAUGCUCACAUUAUGGAUACUAAAAAUAUGCAUGGCAGUCUUCUAUUCCCGAAUGACUGAGGGAAUCAAGGUGCUAGAAAUUCGAGUUAAGAUCGCCUAUGCGAUGCUUGCUAUAACUUUUUUUGCCGGUUUCUGCACACUUUACCUUAGCUGUCGUCCCUUUUACCAAUUUUGGCAAAUCAAUCCUAACCCUGGUAGUCAAUGCCUGCCAGCCGUCUCUCCCGUGGCUGUUAUCGCCAACGGUGUGUUCAAUAUUGUCACCGACGUCUAUCUCCUCACUAUCCCUAUUCCGUCUACCGGAACUGGUGCCACAAUCGGUGGAAUGUGGUCCAUCCGUGAGUCCUUUGUCGCGAUUGCCGUUGACAAUUUCCCUCUGAUUUACCCUCUCGUCCGGCGUAUCUCCCACCGCCUAGGCUUUGUCUCUACCCACAGUGGUACCAAGAGCCACACCGAAUAUACAAUGAGCAGCAAAGCAAAUACGAAUCUGCCCCGGCGUAAGUUUGGGGCCAAAAAGGAAGAUUGGAAUAAUGUUAGCGACGAAAAUGCUAUUCUUGCAGGGCCACAUGAUCCUACCUCGUACACCGUCGAUGCAGAUGCAGAUUGGGAUGCUGGUAGCACCACGAGCCACACUGAUCACGGCAUUAAGGUCAUUCAAGAGACCAUUGUUGAGAGAUCAAAUGCUUCAAAAUAA
Penicillium taxi is the source of this 999-nucleotide messenger RNA. RefSeq lists its product as uncharacterized. The coding region runs from base 1 to 999 and encodes 332 amino acids. The transcript is spliced from 5 exons. The record is from RefSeq and is a predicted model, not a curated record. NCBI's taxonomy places the organism in Eukaryota, Fungi, Ascomycota, Eurotiomycetes, Eurotiales, Aspergillaceae.